CGAAUCAAUCAGACGGGUUCUGUGAACAGGUUAAAUCGACUCAUUGAAAACAUUCGACUCGGAUCCACUGUUCAUUCAUCACGAGCCUCGUGAGUCAAAAUAUCGAAAGAGACGCGCAGAGAUUGUGGAUGAUUUCGUGAGUGUGUCAAGAGGCAUUUGAGUGAACUGGGUUAGGGGUGCAAGAAAUGGCCUCAAAACGUCCGUUUUGCGAUGCAGACUUUUUGUGCGCUGUUUGUCACGAUGUUUUCGAUCGUCCUGUGGUGCUUCUGUGCGGCCACAGUUUCUGCAGAGGGUGUAUUGAGCAGUACUGGAGUGUCAGUGACUCAAGACAGUGUCCAAUGUGCAGACAAAUAUCUGCUAACACUCCUUCCCUUAACUUGGCUCUUGGAAACUUAUGUCAAGCAUUCCUGCAUCACAAACGGCAUUUAGAGGAGCUGUGUGAAGUUCACCAGGAGAAACGGACUCUGGUGUGUUGUGUUGAUGAGCAGUUACUGUGUGAGAUUUGUAGACAAUCUGAAGAGCACAGAAAUCACACACACCGUCCAGUUCAAGAGGUCGUGGAGGAACAUAAGGGAGUUCUGCGGUCAAAACUUGAUCUCCUGAAGAAAAACAUGGAGCUCAUGCAGCAAGCUGAUUUUGAGUGUGAUUUAUUGGCACUUAAAAUGAAUCAUGAUGCUCCGGAUUUGGAAAAUCGAAUCAAGGCUGGGUUUAAGGAUAUUCACCAGCUUUUGGAUGAUGAAGAAAAGGCAAUGUUUAAUGACCUAAAACUGGAAAAGAAGGAGAAACUGGAAAGUCUGAAAAGUAAAAAUGAGAUGAUCAGUGAAGUAAUCCACAAUCUCACAACCACUAUAAAAGACUUGGAAAAGGAGUUAGAUAGUGGGGACAUCAGAAUAAUUCGGAACUUCAAGGAUGCAUUGGUGAGAGCCCAGUGCAAACCUGAGGAUCCAGAGAUGACUCCAGGAGAUCUCAUUGACAUUGCAAAGUAUGUUGGCAACUUUAAUCACAAUGUUUGGGAGAAAAUCAGACGAUCUAUCACUUACACUCCUGUGGUUCUGGACCCUAACACAGCCAACUUUCACCUCACAUUAUCUGUUGAUCCGACAAGUGUGUGGAAUCACAAUAAAUCUGAGGUGAUUAAUGAGCAGAGUAACAAUAACAUUGAGAGAUUUGCUGAUUGUCCCUGUGUGCUGGGCUAUGUGGGAUAUUCCACUGGGACGCACACCUGGGACGUUGACGUGGGGCAGAACACGUCCUGGAUGGUGGGUGUCGCUGUAGAGUCUGUCCAAAGAAAAGGAACCAACGGCUUGCCCAGUGGAAUCUGGUGUAUCGGGCAUGACGGGGAAGUACUUAGUGUCACGGAUCCUCUGGAGUCACGUGUCCCGCUGCACGGAUUUGCAAAACCCACAGCAGUGAGGGUGAACCUGGACUUGAGUGAAGGACGGCUGUCGUUCUCAGAUCUUCUGGAAGAGACGGUUUAUCACACCUUCACACACAAUUUCAUUGAAAAGGUCUUUCCAUUUUUUUAUACUAAGUGCCAUUUUCCUCUCACUAUUCUGCCUAAAUCGUUCAAAGAAGAAAUCUAAAGCGCCUUUGCAUUUGUGCUGAUUUAGUUUGUCUUUUGCUUCUCCGAGGCAGAUUUAAAUUUGAGUCGAAGACAUUACAUUUACAAAAUUAAUUUUUUUACUAACAUUUCAUUGCUAUGGUAUGUCUUAUGUUUGACGGAAAUUGUUCCACUUCUGCUGUGUUCUUGGUUAUUGUGGUGUUUAGUAAGCAUAGCUAUGAAGCAUUUUUAAGCUUUAAAAAUGACAUUGGUGUUAUAGUCAUUUAUAUGGGCUGUUUGUUUGUAAUGACUUUUGGUGAAUGUUUAAGGUUAAGCAAAAAGUUCAUUUGUUAAGCAAAAGUUAAUUUGUGCUUUCAUUACCAAAAUAAAGCAUUGCAUUAUAAAAGAGAGGAGAAA
Onychostoma macrolepis is the source of this 1957-nucleotide messenger RNA. RefSeq names its product E3 ubiquitin-protein ligase TRIM35-like. Gene Ontology annotation, molecular function: zinc ion binding; protein binding. Lineage: Eukaryota; Metazoa; Chordata; Actinopteri; Cypriniformes; Cyprinidae. The record is from RefSeq and is a predicted model, not a curated record. The transcript has 6 exons. Bases 186 to 1583 code for a protein of 465 amino acids.